This is a messenger RNA of Paramecium tetraurelia, 942 nucleotides long. RefSeq lists its product as uncharacterized. Gene Ontology annotation, molecular function: RNA polymerase II cis-regulatory region sequence-specific DNA binding; DNA-binding transcription factor activity, RNA polymerase II-specific. The record is from RefSeq and is a predicted model, not a curated record. NCBI's taxonomy places the organism in Eukaryota, Ciliophora, Oligohymenophorea, Peniculida, Parameciidae. Gene Ontology annotation, cellular component: nucleus. Gene Ontology annotation, biological process: regulation of DNA-templated transcription. The transcript is spliced from 6 exons.
AUGCUUAAUUUCUUUUAAUCGAUUUGCUGCUUUUCCAAUCGUGAGAAGCCUGAUAAAGCAAACAGACCUAUCUAAAAACCAGCUCAAACUAUGUCUAUUUAACCUGUAAUAACCGAGAAUACGUAGAGUCAAGUCUUAGAAAAUGAUAUCAUAGAAACGGAUUAAUACCUUCAAUUAGACAACCAAUACUAUAUUGAAUAACUGGAUUUCCAAUCUUCUAGUGAUAUCCCAUCUACUCAACAGCCUUCUGACUUCAUGUUGUAGGAAGAAGGAAUAAACUACUAACCUAUGCAAGAAGAAGUUGAACAAAGUGCCAAAAAGGAACAAACUGCAACUAGAAAAAAAAGAGUACUCAAACUUUGGGACGCCACUGAAGAUGCUCAAUUACGCGUCCAGUAUGAAAAACACAAUGGGAAAUGGAAUGAAAUUGCUAAGCACAUGCCUGGAAGAAAUGUCUCUUAAUGUUGUUAAAGAUGGAGAAGAUUGCAACCAGUCAAGAUUAUCAAAAGAAAAUAAUGGACUUAAGUAGAAGAUGAAAAAAUCCUUGAAUUAGUCUAAUAACAUGGAAAAAAUUGGAAAUUGAUCGCUUUACACUUUCCGGGUAUUUUGAGUAAACAAAUAAGAGAACGUUAUAUAAAUAAAAUCGAUCCUGAAAUUAACACUGGACCUUGGACUGAAGCUGAAGAUGCAACCAUCAUCAAAUUGUAUUAGGAAUAUGGAGGAAAAUGGAGUCUAAUUUCAUCCCAUCUGAAAGGGAGGCCUGAAAAUAUGGUCAAAAAUCGAUUCUAUUGUUAUAUCAGAAGAGUUCAUCUUGGUGUUUAAAAUCCAUACUAGAUUGUUUACCAUGAGAAUUCUGAUAGUGAACAAGAAAAUUCUAACGAUGAAAUGGAAUUUGAAUGAAAUAUUUCUAACCAUAAUUACAUUAAAUUUAAUUUGUUUUAA